AUGGCUUUUGAUCGUGACCGUUGGAUUUUAUCAACGGUGGAGGAUGGAAAGGGCGUAUCUUUUUGUGAUGCAGGUGCAGGGUUUGGAGAGUCUAUAAAUAGGGGGAAGAAAGGUCAUUUGCAACUUUUCCCUUCUUCGCCUCUUUGUUUCCUCUGCACUUGUUGCUGCUUGCUUUUUGCUUUUCGAAGGUUCAGAGUUUACCAAAGCUUCUACUUUUUUGUGCUUCAAGUCUUCCUUCAAACAGGUAGAAUGGCUGAUCUUGCCUCCGAGCUGAUGAGGAUAGCUGCUGAGCAAAAGGGGGAGAAAUCAAAGAAAAAGGCGAGGAGGGCCAAGCCAACCAUUUUGAUGGGCGAUCAGGGUGCUUCGGGGAGCGUCUCCCAAUCUUCCCCGGUAGGCAGUUCAGCUGGGACCCCGGGUGGUCGUUCGAAGAGGCAGCGGGAGGAGCAGAUGACGCCUAUCGUCGACUUGUCAGAGGGGGACGGUGGCUUCGUUCUCCCCGCAUGUUUGAGCGACCAGAAAUACUUUGAUAAGAAUCCCCUCCAGGUGCCCGCUUCAGAGAAGGCUUUUAUACUGGCCGCUUCUGCAUCUGCCCGACAGAAGCAGCUUAAUGAGGAUGUUGCUGCUGUCAUCCGUCUGGCGGAGACAGCCUUGGUGCUCAAUGAAGGGGGACCAACUCUCGAGGCUGAGAAGCUGGCCGCUAAAAACAGGAAGCUGGAGGCUGAGAUUGCUCUGUUGGAAAAUGAUCUGCUCGACCUUAGGAGCAAGCAGGAAAAUUAUUUCAAGAAUAUGGAGGAGGCCCGACUUACCGCUGAGCAGCUGGAGAAGACGAAUAAGGUGCUCGAGGACCUGAAAGUCAGCAGUGCCGAGCAGAGGGGUAAGCUGAUGGAAGAAGUGGCUAUGUUGCAAGCCAAGUGUGCCCCUCUUGAGGAUGAGAAGGAGGAAACUCUCAAGUUUGUAACUCGAGGAGACUUGGUGAAGGAAAUCAAAAGGCAAGGGGGCUUGAUGUUGGCGAGUAUGGUGCACGGGUGGAAGAAUGCGAUCGCCCAACUCAGGGUUGUGAAUGCCGAGCAUGGCUUGAUUACUGAUGGCAUUCACAAGCUCAAACGGGUUGAGAACGGGCAGAUUGUUAUUCCUGAAGAGUAUAAGCAAAUGGAGCUCGAGGAGGAAAAGUUGGAUGAAGAGGCGGUUGAUGAUGAGGACGAGGAGGAUGAGGAAGUCGAAGAGGAAGUUGUCGGGGAGGAGAGGGCACCGGAGGGCAACCCAGAGGGUCAUGAUGAAAGCUCCUGAUCCUCCCCGGUGUUUUAUUUGGGCCUGCGCGCCAAUGACUUGUACUUUAUUCGUCUUUUUUGCUUCAUGACAAUUUAUUUUUGGGGGCCUGCGUGCCCGACUAUGUAAUAUUUGACAAAUG
Trifolium pratense (red clover) is the source of this 1408-nucleotide messenger RNA. RefSeq lists its product as uncharacterized. The record is from RefSeq and is a predicted model, not a curated record. The transcript has 2 exons. The coding region runs from base 1 to 1287 and encodes 428 amino acids. NCBI's taxonomy places the organism in Eukaryota, Viridiplantae, Streptophyta, Magnoliopsida, Fabales, Fabaceae.